Morchella importuna is the source of this 1482-nucleotide messenger RNA. RefSeq lists its product as uncharacterized. The transcript has 6 exons. Gene Ontology annotation, cellular component: membrane. Bases 1 to 1482 code for a protein of 493 amino acids. Gene Ontology annotation, biological process: transmembrane transport. The record is from RefSeq and is a predicted model, not a curated record. Gene Ontology annotation, molecular function: transmembrane transporter activity. NCBI's taxonomy places the organism in Eukaryota, Fungi, Ascomycota, Pezizomycetes, Pezizales, Morchellaceae.
AUGAGUUUGUUUGGCGGCCGAGGCCCAACGCUCCAUAUUGAACUUGAAAGCAUACCGCCGGUCUACCACAAGCAGCCAGUGUGCCAUGCCACAACCCCAGGAUACACCGAGACGGACCCGGACGAAUUGAGGAAAUUGUGCGGUCCCAGUACAAGUGGUUUUCAGACUCCAAAGACGGAGCCAACGACCCCAAGCGCUUUGGAGAACAGUAGACCCCCGAGUCCACAGCAGAAUGAAACGACUGCAACUACGGAUGGGGUGCAAGCUGUGGGUUUGAUGCCUAGUGUGAACAGUCCUUCGAUAAACCGCUGGCGUCUCCUCGCAGCUUGCAUGCUCAUCUUCACCAACGGGGUCAGCGACGCUGCACCCGGAGCCUUAAUCCCCUAUAUGGAGAAGCACUACAGCAUCGGCUAUGCAGUUGUGUCUCUUAUUUUCCUGGCGAACGCAGUUGGCUUCGUCACGGCAGCCUUCAUCUCGCAAGCAAUUUACUCCAGGAUCGGGAGGGCGCGGACGCUGCUUAUUGGGGUGCUGCUGCUUGCCGUCGCCUUCUUGGCUAUCUCUUGUGCCCCGCCUUGGGGCGUGGUCGUGGCUAGCUACUUCUUGAUAGGUGCGGGUAUGGCGUUUAUGCUGGCGCAAUGCAAUGUUUUCUGCUCGAGUCUGCAGAACAGUACGACACUAUUUGGAUAUGUCCAUGGCUCAUAUGGCGUCGGCGGAACGAUAUCACCGCUGAUGGCCACCGCAAUGGCGUCGAGAGGGGUCAAGUGGUCACACUUCUACUUGAUCCUUCUCGGCCUCUCGGUGGUAAACGCUAUCUUCGUCCCUUCGGUUUUCAGGGGGAGUGAGAAGGACAGCCCCAUCCCCGUGGCGGCCCAGAUUGGAGGUAGUGCUAUGUCGAAGAGAGAGGUUUUAAAGAAGAGUAUGAAGAAUAAAUAUGCCUUAUUAACGUCGCUGUUUAUUUUUGCGUACCAGGGAGCUGAAGUUGCAAUUGGGGGCUGGACCGUGUCCUUCCUGAUCGCAUCAAGAAACGGAGAUCCUGCUGAAGUGGGUUAUGUCGUCUCUGGUUUUUGGGCAGGUAUCACACUCGGCCGCUUCGCCCUCUCCCCCGUGUGCCACCGCUUUGGCGAAAAGCGAUCAGUCUACUGCCUUAUCCUUGGCUCGGCGCUCUUCCAGGUCCUCGUCUGGACGGUUCCCAGCAUCAUAUCCAAUGCCGUGUUUGUCACCAUCGUCGGGAUCCUUUUGGGACCCAUAUAUCCGUGCACCAUGACGAUCGUCACACGGCUGAUCGAUAGCCACUUACUUGUCACCUCCCUAUCGCUCAUAUCUGCUAUUGGAUCAUCCGGCGGUGCGGUUGCGCCAUUCACGACGGGACUGUUGGCGAGUCGCUUUGGGGCGUGGGUGCUCCAUCCGGUCAGUAUUGGGCUGUUUGUCUUUAUGGAGGGUAUUUGGUGGACGUUACCGACAGUUAGAAAACGGUCAGAGUAG